This is a messenger RNA of Cladophialophora bantiana CBS 173.52, 2781 nucleotides long. RefSeq lists its product as uncharacterized. Bases 1 to 2781 code for a protein of 926 amino acids. Gene Ontology annotation, molecular function: DNA binding; zinc ion binding. The transcript is spliced from 6 exons. The record is from RefSeq and is a predicted model, not a curated record. Gene Ontology annotation, biological process: DNA-templated transcription. Lineage: Eukaryota; Fungi; Ascomycota; Eurotiomycetes; Chaetothyriales; Herpotrichiellaceae.
AUGCGGUCUUCAAUGCUCUGUCUUGGGAUCGCGCCCCUGAUCUCGCUGCUGGUGUCUGCACACACCCAAAUCUGGUAUCCUCAGUGGCGCGCAGACUCUUUCGACCUACCGUUUUCGCAGAGGAUAUAUCCCUGUGCCGGGAUAUCUGACAACUCAACAACACCUCGAACUGAGUGGCCUCUCACCGGAGGAUCUCUCAACGUCACUCUCCAUGAUGCUGCCGCUUACAUCUUCAUCAACCUCGGCCUCGGGGCGAACUCGUCAGACUUUAACAUCACCUUGUUCUCUGCGCCGCUCAAUGAGACCGGGCCUGGAAAUCUUUGCUUCCCCAAGCUGGCACUACCGACUGGUCUCCCCAUUCAGGAGGGUACACAGGCGUCGAUCCAAUUUGCAACAGCCGGUCACAAUGGUGAGGGCUUGUACAAUUGCGCCGACAUUAUCUUCACCAAUAAUGCCACUCUCUUGCUUUCGGAUCAGUGUCACAACAGCUCAACCGUGAGCGUUACUACCCUUGGUUCUUGUUCAUCCCUUUCGAUGAAUUCUAGCACUGAGUCGAGCUCCGCGACAGCCUCGAGCUCCUCCGCUGCGGAGACGUUCGUUCCCUCUGCAUUGAUGAUACUUUUGGCGAGUCUGUUUGUUGCUGGGCUACGUUUGUGCGAUGAAUGGUUGUGCGAUGAAUUGCUGCAAGGAGAGCUACGGUACCGCAUCAAGGCGGAUCGCGUCAAUCGAAGUUCGAUCAUGCCCUUCUGCUACAUCGAUAUCUCUAAAGAAGCUAGAAAUGAGGAUGGCGCCGUUCAUUCCUCUCUCCUUACCAUGUCUUCUACCCUUCUUUCGCAGGAAGUGGGUGCAAGCACACCAUGGCAUGAGAAUACGUCGCCUUCCGAUGAUCAGGGGAAUGAAUCUCAAUGUGACCGCCUUGAUAAAGAAUCAGUCCAGGAGGUUGUGGUGGAGGCUGAGGGGAAUCUUGAACCAGCAGAUGAUUCCAUCAUGUGGACGAUCAUGUCCAAUCAGUUCGAUCCGCCAUGUCAAAAGGACCAGCCAUCUGAGAAAACAUCAAAAAUUAUCCUACCGCAUUAUCUGCGCCCAAUUCCGACGCAUAUCUCCAACGAAGACCUCGACUACCUUCAAAAGAAAGGAGCUUUUGAUAUCCCGGCUACCAUUCAACGCAACGAGCUGCUUCGGUGUUACAUCCAAUAUGUGCACCCUCUUUUACCCAUCAUUGAUCUCCGCGACUUCCUACGUGCUAUUGAUAGAGACGACCCUAGCGACACCAUCAGCUUGAUGCUACUCCAAGCAGUCAUGUUUGCGGGCACCACGUUUAUUGACAUGAAUUAUGUUACGGGCUACGAGAAUCGCCGAGCUUACCAGAGAGCAUAUUUCCAAAAGGUCAAAAUGCUCUACGACCUGGACUUUGAGGAGGAUCGAGUCACAGUUGUACAGUGCGUUUUACUAAUGACAUACUGGUACGAGAGCCCUAAUCAUCCCAAAGACAUAUGGCACUGGGUUGGAAUAGCGGUGGCCUUCGCGAGAUCCGUCGGUCUCAACUGCAUUCCCCAGGAAAGUUGCGGCACCGUCCAGGAGAAGCGGCUUUGGAAACGAAUAUGGUGGGGCUGCUAUAUGCGUGAUCGGCUGGUCGCAGCUGGGAUGCGGAGGACGAUGAGAAUCAAGGAGGAGGAAUGCUGCGUCGAGGGAUUGAACAUCGAGGACUUCGAAGCAUGCACCUCCCUGUCUGAUUUCGAACACAUGAUUGGGUCCGCCUGCGCGACCGGCGAUGGGCCAACUCACGCAAACCUGGUCCGGCUCUGCAUAGCUUUGGUCGAGCUAUGCAGAAUCAUUGCAGAUAUUCUGACAUUACAGUACGCGACGCCAUCGCAGAAGAUCGGUGGAACUCACGAAGCCACUAUGAAGCUGCUGCCCAAGUCGCCGUCCGCUGCAACCGAAGUAGGAAGGCGAGAUCGAGACCUCGAAACGUGGUAUGAAGGAUUGCCCGCGGAAGUUCGCUAUUCGUUUUCCGAGACGCAACAUGACUCGAGUCCUGUCAGCGAUCGUGUUGUGUAUCUGCACAGCGCGGUGGUAGCCAGCGUCUAUAUUGCGAUCACCAGCACCCUGCAUCGACCACAGUGCAUGAUCGCCCCCGCAAAGCAUCUAACGGAGACUCAGAAGAGGUCCAAGAUGAAGGUAUAUGACGCUGCAAGCAAGGUGGCAUCCCUCUAUCGGGACAUCGUCGCCCGAAACAUGACCGACAGUGUCCCCAAUACAAGCGUGGCAGUCCUACUCCCGGCCUGUGUUGUCCUUCACGCAGAUGCCCGGUCAGCCACCUCGGCAACAUGUCGAGAGUCCCAGGAACGCCUUCAGGAUUGCGUCAAGGUCUUGCAAAGACUACGCGAAAUGUACGCCUCGGCAGAUUUUGCACUAUUGGUACUCUCUCAAGCGAUCCAGAAAUUAAAUCCUGCCACCCGGGGCCCUGUGUCUCAACAAGGAACAGCUCUAGAGUCCAAACCUGGCCUAGGCAAGGUCCAUUCUACGACGCAGCAGGACCCAGGCAUGACGGACCCUUCUCCAUCAACACAAGAGAACCAAUCUCUGCCUAGCUCCAAACCAAUUCAUUUUCAGUCUGUGUCGACUUCAGUGACGAGGAGUACGGAAUGCGUGCAAUUGACAGGGCCACAUUGGCGAGCCGAAGAAGCCACCCAUAGAGAGAGUCAACGUCACCAAAUGCACAGCCAUAAUCAGAUUGACGGCGUGAAUGAUUUAUGGUGGGACGAUUUAGUAAAUUUCUAA